Microplitis mediator is the source of this 4000-nucleotide messenger RNA. RefSeq lists its product as uncharacterized. Bases 222 to 3893 code for a protein of 1223 amino acids. The transcript is spliced from 5 exons. Gene Ontology annotation, molecular function: chitin binding. NCBI's taxonomy places the organism in Eukaryota, Metazoa, Arthropoda, Insecta, Hymenoptera, Braconidae. The record is from RefSeq and is a predicted model, not a curated record. Gene Ontology annotation, cellular component: extracellular region.
AGUGGACCGAUAAUACAAGCAAUUAAGCUUUGCUUGUUUUUAAAAUAGUUAAUUACGUAUGACAAUGACGCAUAAUUUACAUGAAUUUCAUUAAAUUGAUUGGCUGAUUUGGUGAUUAUUAUCGAGUUUUUGAUUAGGAAUUAAUAUAUAAAAACACUGUGGUCAUAUUUUUUAUACACAUGAUUUAGUGGCUUGUUCAAAGUAUCUGCCAUUUUUUUGAGAUGAAAAAAAAUUCGAGUGACGGGAAAAUCAGCAUGAAAUUAUUGGUGGUAUUUUUGGUGGUUGCAUUUUUUGAUACAACAUAUGCAUCGAAAUGUAUUGGAAAAUGUGAUGAUUAUUUUGAUCAUUUACUAGAACACGAAGACUGUGAUAAAUAUUGCGAAUGUACGAUCUGGGGAGAGCCGAUUGAAUAUUCAUGUGAAGAUGGAAAAUAUUUCUCAUAUUUUUGGGAAAAAUGUGUUGAUCCAUCACUAGUUGAUUGUACAAACGUACAUUUAGACACUACAUUAGCUCCUACGUCACCUUCUUCAACAUUACCUUCAACAAUACCAUCAACAUCAUCUCCUACAAUAGAGCCUUCAACAACAUUACCUCCAACAACAGUACCCCCAACAUCAUCUCCAACGACAUCAUCUCCAACGACAUCACCUCCAACGACAUCACCUCCAACGACAGAACCUUCAACUACAUUACCCUCAACAUCAUCUCCAACGACAGAACCUGCAACGACAUCACCUCCAACGACAGAACCUUCAACGACAUUACCUCCAACGACAGAACCUUCAACGACAUCACCUCCAACGACAGAACCUUCAACGACAUCACCUCCAACGACAGAACCUUCAACGACAUCACCUCCAACGACAGAACCUUCAACGACAUCACCUCCAACGACAGAACCUUCAACGACAUCACCUCCAACGACAGAACCUUCAACGACAUCACCUCCAACGACAGAACCUUCAACGACAUCACCUCCAACGACAGAACCUUCAACGACAGUGACCUCAACAUCUUCUCCAACGACAGAACCUGCAACGACAUCACCUCCAACGACAGAACCUUCAACGACAUCACCUCCAACGACAGAACCUUCAACGACAUCACCUCCAACGACAGAACCUUCAACGACAUCACCUCCAACGACAGAACCUUCAACGACAGUGACCUCAACAUCUUCUCCAACGACAGAACCUUCAAUAACAACUCCACCAAUUAAUAAAAAUGGGUGCAUAGGAACCUGCCCAUCACUAAAUCUACUCGAUCACGCUGACUUACUACCCAAUAAAAAUUGUUCCAAAUUCUGUAUGUGUAAUUGGGGUGAAGCAGUACCAACGAACUGUCCUGCAGGAUUGUUCUUUAAUAAUAAAAUCAAAACUUGUGAUUGGCCUUUCAAUGUUGACUGUCCGAAUUCACCAAAUCGUAUCGAAAAUAAAUUAAAAUAUUUCGCAUCACAACGAACGUUAUCAAAGACCGUCAACCAUGACAACGAAAUCACUGAGCAAGUUGAUGAACAAGAAGACCAAGAAGUCGCAGGGUGUUUAGGAAACUGUCCAAUUACUAACUCACUUGAUCAUACGGAUCACAUAGCCCACAAAAAUUGUAAAAAAUUUUGUAAAUGUAACUGGGGCAAAAAAAUUGUUUUCCAUUGCCCGUUAUAUUUACAUUUUAAUAAUGCAAGCAAAGUAUGCGAUUUUGUUUUCAACGCUAAUUGUACUGAUGUCGUUUUGAUGGUCAAGAUUAAACGUCAGUAUGUGACUUACUGCGCGCCAAUUGUCAUUGUAAUUAAAAUAAAUCAAAAAAUGUUCAAAUCUUUGGUGAUUAUUACUUUAAUGACAUUCGCUAUUGCAAUUGAAUUUUCUGAACCUGAAGAAAAAAAUUUGAAUGUCAAUGAAGUUGACGGCGCAGAAAAAAAUUUCCAGCUGAAAAAAAGUGGGUCUGACUGCGCUAGACAAUGCAAAUUAUUUGAAUUUAAUAAACUAGCCCACGAGGACUGUCAGAAAUACUGCGAAUGCACUCUAGGGUUUCUCGCGGAAAAAAAAUGCAAGGGCAAUAAAUAUUUUUCAGCGAAACAGAAAAAGUGUAUUGACACUUACGAUCAAUGUAGUGUCAGUAAAAAUAAUAAAGGAUGCACAAAAAAAUGCCCAGCAGAAAAUUCACUGGAUCAUACUGUCCAUAUUGCCCACAGAAAUUGCACACUAUUCUGCGUAUGUGACUUCGGUCAUGCGGAAAUUAUUAAUUGUCCUGAUGAUUUAUUUUUCAACCAAAAAACCCAAACGUGUGAUUAUAAAUCAAAUGUUAAUUGUACCGAAUUUAUUUGGUCGAUCGCCAUCUUGGGAGCAACUGCGGAACAGACAAGAGAAUAUGAAGCUACAAAUGAUAUGUUCCCGAAGACCCGAAGUUUUUUGAACAGAAUAAAAACUACAGGAACCUGUAUAGGAAAAUGCCCAUCGUUCAACGACAAAUUAUAUUUUUCUCACAAUUUACCUCACGACGAUUGCGACAAAUACUGCAUGUGUAUGAUGGGUGGCUAUAAAUUAACCCGAAAAUGUAACGGAAAUAAUCAUUACUCAGAAUUGCUGAACAUGUGCGUCAGUCCGAAAAAAGCUAACUGUCUAAAUAAAUUCGACGGUUGUUUGGGCAAUUGUUCGAUGGAUAGAGAUGGUAACUUUGAGACGGCCUUAAUUGCACAUCAGGAUUGUAAUAAAUUUUGCCGUUGCAAGGAGAAUGGCCGCCUGGAAUUACUGACGUGUGCUGAUAAUCUUCACUUUAGUGUUGAACAUAAUUGUUGCGUGGAUCCAGAAGAAGCCAAGUGUAGAGUUGAAGUCCCAAAAUCAAAUACUGCUGCUGAAGAUGAUAAAGUUGGUGCCGAUGCAGCUAAUCAAUUGAAUACUAAUAGAAAUAAUCAAUUAGAUACUGAGAAGUUCAUUAAAUUUGAGCAGGCUGGAGCUAAUCAACUGAAUACUGAUGGAAAUAAUCAAUUAGAUACAAAAAAGUCUCAUAAAUUUGAUCAGGCUGGAGCUAAUCAACUGAAUACUGAUGGAAAUCAUCAAUUAGAUACAGAAAAGUCCAAUAAAUUUGAUCAGACUGGAGCCAAUCAAUUGAAUACUAAUGGAAAUAAUCAAUUAGGUACAGAAAAUUAUAAUAAACUUGAUCAUGCUGGAGCUAAUCAACUGAAUACUGAUGGAAAUAAUCAAUUAGAUAACAAUGAAGAUAAUAAAUUAAAAUUUUUAGAUGAAAAUGAUAAUGAAGAUGCUGAUAAAAAUCCUAUUGAAGGCAAUAGUCUAAACAGUGAAGAUGAUAAAGAAAAAAUUGAAGUACCUGCUGCAGAAGAAGAUUCUGCUGAUGAAAAUCACGGCGAAUGUAUUGGAAAUUGUUCAUCAUGUGGAUCAAGGAAACCCUGUUUGCUGCCGCAUAAAGAUUGCUCGAGAUUCUGUGUAUGUGUUGAUGGAUUCCCAUUUGCUAAAAAUUGCUCAGCGGGUUUGUACUUCGACACAAUCACCAGAGAAUGUGUUCUUUCUAAAUACGCGAGAUGUGAAAGCGGUGGAGAUGAAACUGAAGCUGGACUGAAGCCAAGUGUUGAAGAAGGUUCAGAUGAGUCUGGUGGUAAUGAAAUAGAGACAACUGCAGACGAGCAUGGAAAUGAUUUAGCAAUAGUUGGUCCUGGUCCUGAUCCGAAUAAUUUGAAUGAGGAUUCAACAGGAGCUCGUGGAAAUGAAAGCGCUGCUGUUAGUUCUGGUGAUGUCCGUCAUGAUGAUCAUUAUGAUGAAGAUAAUGAUGAUCAUGUAGAUAACGGGCAUGAUGAUAAAAGUAAUCAAAGUCAUGCUGAUGAAAUUCCGAAGGAAAUCAAUUACGUAGACAACCAUCACGAUGAUGGGACCAAUUAUAAUUAAUUAGUAAUGAGACCGAAGUCUGCCGCAGUCUUUAAUUUUUAAUUUUAAAUAAUUAGAUAUUCAAUUAAUUUUUAUAAAUAGAAAAAUAAUUCUGUACUAAAUAUGUG